This is a messenger RNA of Cicer arietinum (chickpea), 664 nucleotides long. Lineage: Eukaryota; Viridiplantae; Streptophyta; Magnoliopsida; Fabales; Fabaceae. The record is from RefSeq and is a predicted model, not a curated record.
AUAUUUAAACAUUAUGAUGCUACCAAAAUAUAUUUAAACAUUUCGAUCCUGCCAAAAGUUCUAUAUCAAGAUGAGUGGUGGUGGAGAAGGAGGUGAAGAAGGACUUGAUUUGCAAUUUACUCCAACAUGGAUUGUUGCUCGUGUUUGCACCGUCAAUGUUGCCGUUUCAUUUGCCGUUGAUCGUGCUCUUCGUUAUAUUGGCAAGUUUCUGAAGAAGAAAAAUAAAAAACUACUCUUUCAAGCCUUGCAAAAUAUCAAAGAAGAGUUGAUGUUGUUGGGUUUAUUUUUCUAUUUUUGAAUGUAACACAUAAUAAAAUCACAAAAAUAUGUGUUUUUGAGAAUUGGACUCAUCAUAUGGUUCCUUGAAGUCUUGUUGGUAAAACGAUCUGCUAGACAUAUUUUAGGUGAUGAUCAUCCAUCAACAGAAGAAACACUUGGAUACUGUUCUGUUAUGUUGAAAAGGAAAAUUUGAGUUUUGAUCCUUUUUAUCUUAUUCAAAGUUUUAAAUUUUGGCCGCAAUUUUAUCACAAUUUUUGCAAUUGUGGAAAAUUAAAUACAAGAUUAUUAAAAUAAGGAAAAUUGCAAAAUUCAUAAUUGUGUUUGCCAUGUGGUUGCAAUUGUUGAAACUUUUGAACCUUUACAUUAGACACAAAUUUUUUAUAUA